AUGUUCGCUGUUUCCGCGUCUGCUCUUCUGUUUUCUGUCGUUGUGCAUGCUUUAGUGGAUAAAAUCGCGAAAUGUUUAAACCCGUUUCGUCAUGAACUAUCUGAAAAUCAAGAAUCAAAGCCAAAAUAUGUUCAGAGGCAGCAUUUUAUUUGGCAAAACACGUGUGUAUCUUUUGUGCACGCCUUUGUAUCAGGGAUUUGGUCUUUAUCAACGUUUUACCUCGAACCCGACUUCCUAACCGAUUUGAUAAACCUGUCUACAUGGCGAUCUAUUUCUCUGGUAUCCUACUCUCUUGGUUACUUCAUUUUUGACUCUUUACAUAUGGCUAUCCUGCAUCCUUAUCGGUCUACGGCUGAGUUGUUGGUGCAUCACUUUGUCAUAUUUUUGUGCUUCUCAUCUGCAUUAUUAUCUGGCAACUAUAUUGGGUAUGCGGUUGUUUCGCUUCUUCCUGAAGUUAACUCGAUCUUCUUGCACUUGCGAAGGGCGAUGAACUACCUACAUGUGCCCAAAAGAAAUCCCAUCUUUCGUGCCAUUUGUUUGUUAAACAUUAGUUCAUUUAUUGUGUUCCGUUUCAUGGUAUUAUCUUGGAUGACUCGUUGGAUUGUCAUUAAUCGAGAUCGAGUUCCAUUCGGAUACUACUGCCUUGGCUCAGUUGGCCUUGCUGUGUUAAUGGUUAUGAAUAUUGUUCUGUUUAUCCGGGUUGUUUACGCUGAUUUUCUAACAAACAAUACAGUUUCCAGUGCAGCGUUGUUAGUUUCUGCAGCUGGCUCUGGUACAGGUGCACCUGGGAAACCUCAUCUGUCAGUGCAUUCAUCUUAUGUUUCUGCACAUUAA
Molecule: messenger RNA, 834 nt
Organism: Schistosoma guineensis
Lineage: Eukaryota; Metazoa; Platyhelminthes; Trematoda; Strigeidida; Schistosomatidae
Source: the annotation of a GenBank genome assembly